AUGGAGACGGCGGGCCGAGGACCAGGAGGGCGGCAGUCGACGGGGGCGGAGGUCGGAUGGGCCUGGUCGUGGGCGUGCUGCGCCGUGGCGGCGUGCGUGGCGGCGGUGGGGCUGGCGGGCGCCGGCGUGCUGGUGUGGUGGGCGGUGGCGUUCCACCCGGCGCGGGAGCAGCUCUGGAUGGUGCCCGUCGGGCUCGUCCUCCUCGGCACGCCGCUCGUCGCCUGGCUCUCCCUCUUCGCCUCCGGCGCAUGCCGCCGCCUCGGAACCAGCCUCCUCUGCACGCCGAGCUGCACGGGGAGGAGCCAUGGCCGGAGCUCGCAGUCGCCGCGCGUGGCCGGGGCGGAGCUCGCCUGCGCCCGCCUGUGCGUGGCCAGGGCGGCCCGCACCCGCGCCCGCCUGUGCUUGGCCAGGGCGGCCCGCACCCGCGCCCUCCUGUGCGUGGCGGAGCUCGGCCGCGCCUGUCCGCCUGGGAGCCGCCCUACUCCGGGUUGCGGACGACGUCUCCGUUAA
Messenger RNA from Triticum urartu, 510 nucleotides. The record is from RefSeq and is a predicted model, not a curated record. NCBI's taxonomy places the organism in Eukaryota, Viridiplantae, Streptophyta, Magnoliopsida, Poales, Poaceae.